AUGGCCCCGCCCCCGAACGUGGCUCCACCCCCUUUCCCGGCCCCGCCCCCGAGCGUGGCCCCGCCCCCUCACCUGGCCCAGACCCUGCAGUCGGAGCUACCCAAAGCGACCAUGGAGGAGCUGGAGCUGCUGGCAGAGGCUGGGGGUGACCUGCUGCCACCAGUGCUGAGAACCCCGGAGGGGCUCGUCCUGCCCCCGCCACCCCCCAACGUACAUCUGCCCCCCGAGACGCUGCGAGAGCAAGUGCAGCAGUUCCAGGCCCACUGCCGCCCCCUGACUGGCUCUCCCAUGGAAGGCCUCGCGGCUGGAGCAGGAUCUAGUUCUAGCCCCUCGCAGCGACGCGUAGGGCAGCAGCCUCCACGGCCGAGACUGAAACGACCCGAUGACUUCGAAUUUGGGAAAAUCCUGGGUAAAGGAGCUUUUUCUACGGUUGUCUUGGCUCGAGAACUGGCAACUUCUAGAGAAUACGCCAUUAAAAUUCUGGAAAAACGUCAUAUCAUAAAAGAAAAGAAGGUGCUAUAUGUGAUGCGUGAGAGAGAUGUAAUGUCCCGCCUGGAUCACCCCUUCUUUGUGAAACUCUACUUCACCUUUCAGGAUGAUGAAAAGCUCUAUUUUGGGCUUAGCUAUGCCAAGAAUGGAGAUCUUCUAAAGUAUAUACGCAAAUUUGGCUCAUUCGAUGAGCCCUGUACCAGGUUUUAUACUGCAGAAAUUGUGUCAGCCCUGGAGUAUUUGCACGGGAAGGGAAUUAUUCACAGGGACCUUAAGCCAGAGAACAUUUUGCUAAAUGAAGACAUGCACAUUCAAAUAGCAGACUUUGGAACAGCAAAAGUGCUAUCUGCAAACAGAAGACAAGCACGGGCAAACUCAUUUGUAGGGACAGCGCAGUAUGUUUCUCCAGAACUCCUGACAAAGGAAUCUGCCUGUAAAAGCUCUGACCUCUGGGCUCUGGGAUGUAUAAUAUAUCAACUCAUAGCUGGGUUGCCUCCGUUUAGAGCUGGAAAUGAAUAUCUUAUAUUCCAGAAGAUAAUAAAGUUGGAAUAUGACUUUCCUGAAAAUUUUUUUCCCAAGGCAAAAGACCUUGUAGAAAAGCUCUUGGUUCGGGACGCUACCAAGAGAUUAGGAUGUGAAGAAAUGGGAGGGUAUGGACCUCUCAAGGCUCAUCCCUUUUUUGAAUCCAUCGUAUGGGAGAACCCACAUCCUCAGACCCCGCCAACAUUCACAGCAUACUUACCUGCUGUGUCAGAGGACAAUGAAGACUGUUACGGAAAUUAUGACAGUCUCCUGAGCCAGUUUGACUGCGUGCGCAUUUCUGACUCUGCCUCUUCCCAUGCUCUGCCUGGCGUAGAGACGAGUCCCCCACAGGCAUCAGGAUGCAACAUUGAACACUAUAUCCAUGAGCUUGACAGCAAUUCCCUUGAGCUGGACCUACAGUUUUCUGAAGAUGAAAAAUGGUUACUUCUGGCAAAACAGGCUUGUAGAAAUCCUUGGCAUCAGUUUGUAGAAAAUAACUUAAUCCUAAAAAUGGGCCCUGUAGACAAACGCAAGGGGUUGUUUGCACAGCGACGCCAGCUGCUGCUGACGGAAGGGCCCCAUCUCUAUUAUGUGGAUCCCGUCAAGAAAGUCCUAAAAGGGGAAAUUCCCUGGUCUUUUGAGCUGCGCCCAGAAGCCAAGAAUUCUGAGACAUUUUUUGUUCACACACCAAACAGGACGUACUGGCUGAGGGACCCGAGUCGGAACGCUCAUAAAUGGUGCGAGAAGAUACAUGAAGUUUGGUGGCACCGAUACCAGCAGAAUGCUGCUAAAUGA
Rhea pennata is the source of this 1806-nucleotide messenger RNA. RefSeq names its product 3-phosphoinositide-dependent protein kinase 1-like. Gene Ontology annotation, molecular function: ATP binding; protein serine/threonine kinase activity. The coding region runs from base 1 to 1806 and encodes 601 amino acids. Lineage: Eukaryota; Metazoa; Chordata; Aves; Rheiformes; Rheidae. The record is from RefSeq and is a predicted model, not a curated record. The transcript has 16 exons. Gene Ontology annotation, biological process: peptidyl-serine phosphorylation; intracellular signal transduction.